This is a messenger RNA of Camponotus floridanus (Florida carpenter ant), 1456 nucleotides long. RefSeq names its product protein arginine N-methyltransferase 1 (gene Art1). The record is from RefSeq and is a predicted model, not a curated record. The transcript is spliced from 2 exons. NCBI's taxonomy places the organism in Eukaryota, Metazoa, Arthropoda, Insecta, Hymenoptera, Formicidae. Gene Ontology annotation, molecular function: protein-arginine N-methyltransferase activity. Gene Ontology annotation, biological process: peptidyl-arginine methylation. Bases 284 to 1378 code for a protein of 364 amino acids. Gene Ontology annotation, cellular component: nucleus.
CGACGUUAGCCGCGGAUCGCGGGCCCGCGCGAAUGACAGUUGAUCGGCUGGCCGGUCGUCGAGUCGCGGCAAAAUUCACGCGGUUGCUCCGACGUUAUAUAUAGCGGAACGGAAGCCCGCGGGCGGCACACGAGCGAGGACAGUGGGAUAGGAUAUAUCGAGCGGUUCCAUUCGAUCCCGUCGAGGGACGCCAUUCGCUUUUUGGCGGGCACGUGCUUCCCGUUGCUUGCCGGUUUUUUGCGCUGUCGAAAUCGUCGGGUCGAACCCUGGCCGCCUCGCACUCAUGAACAGUAUUACUUCAAAAAUGGAAUCCAUGGAUAUAGCUCCGGAGCCUGUUAUCCUGAAUAAAGAUGUCGGCGCAUCAUCUUGUAAAGAGUCUGUAUCCGUCGACGACAUGACUUCGAGGGACUAUUACUUUGAUUCCUACGCUCACUAUGGAAUACACGAAGAAAUGCUUAAGGAUGAAGUACGCACCGUGACUUAUCGUAAUUCAAUGUAUCAUAACAAACAUCUCUUCAAAGGGAAGACGGUUCUCGAUAUUGGCUGCGGCACAGGUAUCCUCUCCAUGUUUGCAGCUAAGGCUGGCGCAGCUAAAGUCAUUGGUAUCGAGUGCUCCAAUAUCGUGGAAUAUGCAGAGAAGAUAGUAGAAGCCAACAAUCUGUCCAAUGUUAUAACGAUACUUAAGGGAAAAGUCGAAGAAGUAUCAUUGCCGGAUGGAAUAGAGAAGGUCGAUAUAAUAAUAUCCGAAUGGAUGGGUUAUUGCCUGUUUUAUGAAUCCAUGUUAGACACAGUACUCUUUGCCAGAGAUAAGUGGCUUCGCGAAGACGGCAUGCUAUUUCCUGACAAGGCGACUUUGUUUAUCUGUGGCAUAGAAGACAGGCAAUACAAAGACGAGAAGAUUAAUUGGUGGGACGAUGUAUACGGAUUCGACAUGAGUAGCAUAAGAAAAGUGGCCAUUAGCGAGCCGCUGGUAGAUGUUGUUGAUCCCAAGCAAGUUGUUACAAAUGCAUGCCUAAUCAAAGAAGUUGACCUUUAUACAGUGACUAAGGCGGAUCUCGAGUUCUCAUCGCCGUUUACCCUGCAAGUUCGUAGAAACGAUUACGUUCAAGCCCUAGUUACGUUCUUCAACAUCGAAUUCACCAAGUGCCACAAGCGUAUUGGCUUCAGUACCGCGCCAGAAGUGCCAUAUACGCAUUGGAAGCAAACUGUCUUUUACUUCGACGAGUAUAUGACGGUGAAGAAAGGGGAGGAGAUUUACGGCGUAUUUUCGAUGAGGCCCAACGCCAGGAAUUAUAGAGAUCUGGAUUUCAGCAUCGAGUUGGACUUUAAAGGAGAGUUGUGUCAAGUACACGAAACUAAUAACUAUCGUAUGCGCUGAUAUUCAGUGGAUUGUGCGUCCUCUUCCCCAUUUUUUUUAUAGCUCAUGAGAAAUUAAAUCAUUUAAUCAAACCUGAAA